Molecule: messenger RNA, 2030 nt
Organism: Corythoichthys intestinalis (scribbled pipefish)
Lineage: Eukaryota; Metazoa; Chordata; Actinopteri; Syngnathiformes; Syngnathidae
Gene: c16h17orf75
Product: chromosome 16 C17orf75 homolog
Exons: 10
Coding region: 208-1380 (390 amino acids)
Cellular component (GO): trans-Golgi network
Source: RefSeq, a predicted model, not a curated record
CCUAUUCACGAGCGGACAAGGUUGACGCAUGCGUAUUGUCAAUAAGUGUUGACCACUUUUAUUAGAUUUGCUUUAGGGCUGCCUCAUAUUUCAUUAUUUUGCUUAUGCAAUAUAGCGACUGCAAACCAAGGUUUCAACGACACUCGACUACAAAAUAGGCCAUCAGACAGCGCCUGUGCUUUUUUGUGUGUGUGCUGCGUUUAGACCAUGUUUACAUCCCAGACGUCGUCGUUCCAGGAUUCCAUAGACGUGGAGGAGAAAGAUGACUUCGACAGCGAGGAGAUUGCGGCUUACGGCCAGAGGACUCAAUUGAACUGCUACUAUGCCAUUUAUCUCUACGAGGGAACGAGAUCGGAGGCUACCGAGGAAAAUGCGGCUUGGAACCAGAGACGUGCAGAUUCCACAACCAGUCAGGAGGACUUUAGCUUGACUCUGAUUGACAGCAGCCUGCCAAUGGAGGCGGAACCGGAGCUGCGCACGUACAUCUCAAGGAGGCUGAGCAAAGGGGCCCUGCUCGGAGGCAUGGGCAACAUUGCCACCGUGGAGCUCAGUCUUCCAGAGCAGGCCGUGGGCUGCUACUGCUGCCUUCUCGAGCAGCAAACGUCUCCGGAGCAACCUGACGCUGACGGCAAUGGACACGUUAUCUGCUUCUUGGGGGGCUCUGAAAAAGGACUCAAUUUAUAUAGGAUGGAGCUUGAUAAGUACGUACAAGGCUUGCAAAGCACUCUGCAAUCAUUCGAGCCGCAAAACUUGGAGACGGAGUUGCGUCCAUAUCUUAGCCGCUGGUACGAAGAAUCUGUCAUGCACGUUUACCGUGUGGUGCAGCUGGUCCAGAACAACAUCAGCUUCUUGCUGCAUGCGGCUUUGAGUCACAAUCACGUGGAGGUCACCAACGCAGAUGACAGGACAAAAGCGGACAUUUCCCGAUUCAUCAAAGCAGCUAGCUUGCAAGGCCUGUCGCAGCAAGACACUACAGCAGCCUCACUCUGCAAGGCCAUGUCAGAAGACGCCCAUUCCCACCUGACCCUCGACUGCUCCGUUACGCCGCCCACCCUCACAAACACUGUUAGUAACCGUUUCUGUGAUGACUGGAGUCAAGCCUUCUUGAACGCAGCAGAACGGGCAAACCCAUUCCUACUUAGGCAGAUCCUGGAAAACUUCAAACUGAAGGCUAUCCAGGACAUGAAUAGCCUGAAGCGCUUCGUGCGCCAGGCCGAGAUGAGCCACUACGCGUUGUUUCGCUGCUGCCAGUUCUUGCAGGGCUGCGGCAACGGCGACGUGCUCCUGCAAAACGCCAUGGCAGAGCACAGCGACCUGCCCGAAGCCUGCCGCAUUAUCACCGUCCUCGAGGAGUUCCUCAGGGAGCAGUCGCAGGCCUGAUUGCCAUUCCGACAUUAAGUCAUCGCUUGUUGCCUCCUGAUAUUCUAAAUACAUUUUGCCAGCAGGGAAAAUUGUAUUUUUACUAUAUAGACCACCCAUUAAUCCACUUGUAAAUGUGAAAAUUUAAAAAAUGAAUAGUUUUAAUAUGGUUGUAAAGUUAGAUGUGCAUAAUCUUUAAUUCUUCAGGAGUUUACAGUACUGUAUGAUGAAACGCUAUGUGCUAACUGACGAAAUGUAUCAUCUUGAAUUGUUUAAUUUUUGUCAAAUUUUUUUUUUUUUAACUCUUACAGGGUGUCACUAAAAAGCGAGCACCCUAACCUCAACUUUUCUUCUGCAGCACUUUUUAAAACAAUCACAACUGUGACAGUGCUGUCCAAAAGGUUGUUCGUGAAAUGCCUAUUUUAAUUUACAAUUAAAAGCACCAUUUGUAUUUAGACUUUUUGAUGCGUCAGUACUAUAUAUUUGUUUCAAAUGUAAGUUUGCAAUUGUUCUUUCAAUUAAGAAUGCUGUUAUUAAUGUAUUCAUGUAUGUACCAAGUAGUUUUCACAAAUGCUUUGUGAUCAGUCAUUCACUAUGUUUGCCUGUGUUUAAAGUUUGUGCAAUUUGAUGCUGUACUGUGAAUUUAAACUGUAAUAAACCAGUGAAGUGAA